AUGUACAAACUUUCGGUGUCACCAACGAGCGACCCCUUCCCGUUUGCUGCACUUGCGAUUUCUUCGUAUCUUAAGGAUACGGUCAAUGUUACUAUUGAUUAUGACCGUGAUGGGUCUGGAUGCUGUCUAACGCGAAUAUCUGACGGGACGCAAAUUGAGGAUGGUGAAUCGAUUGUGAGGACGUUGGCUAAGGAGGCACAUGCGGAGAGUAAUAGCACUCAGGGUGAAGCUCUCUUCGCGUUGGCGAAGUCACUGCCUACUACGAAGGACUUUACUGCGCUCGUUUCUGCGCUCGAUUCGUUAGAUGAUCGUCUCGCGUUGCGUACCUUCUUGGAUGGGCAUGAGAUUACAGUAGCUGAUUGGUUAGUGUGGGGAGCGAUCAAGGGAUCGUUGAAACCUUUGGGUAUUAUGAAGGGCGGAAAACAUCCUCAUUUACUUAGAUGGUUCACGUACAUUGAAUCACUGCCUACCACGCAGAUUGCUCUUAACGAGUUGGCGGAAGCUAAGUCGCGUGGCGUACAUAAAGGCAAAGCAGCCUCAUCCUUCGCAUUAGGUCUCGAGCAUGCAGAGAUGGGCAAGGUCGUGACUCGGUUCCCCCCCGAGCCGAGUGGUUAUCUGCAUAUUGGGCAUCUGAAAGCUGCGAUUCUGAAUCAGUACUUCGCUGAGAUGUAUAAAGGAAAGCUGAUCGUCAGGUUCGAUGAUACGAAUCCUGAGAAGGAGAAAGAAGAGUAUGAGGAUGCUAUCUUGGAGGACUUGGCUGUUUUGAAUAUACGUGGAGACAAGAUAUCGCAUACGUCGGAUUACUUUGACCAGUUAUAUGAUUAUGCUCUCCAGAUGAUCAAAGAUGGCAAUGCGUAUGUCGAUGAUACGGAUCGUGAAACAAUGCAAAAAGAACGUAUGGAUGGUAUUGCGUCUAAACGUCGCGAUUUGUCGGUCGAGGAAAACUUGAAGCGAUUUGACUGGAUGAAAGAAGGCACCGAGGAGGGCCUCAAGAGCUGUUUGCGGGCGAAGAUCAGUUUCACUGAUCCCAACAAAGCUAUGCGCGAUCCUGUAAUAUACCGUUGCAACCCUUUACCUCACCACCGAACCGGGGAUAAGUGGAAGAUUUACCCUACCUAUGACUUCGCAUGUCCUGUAAUUGAUGCGUAUGAAGGUGUUACUCACGCGUUGAGGACGAACGAAUACCGUGAUCGUAAUCCUCAAUACCAAUGGAUGCUUGACGCGCUCACGUUACGAAAAGUGUACAUCUGGGAUUUCAGUCGAAUCAACUUUGUCUUCACAUUCCUAUCGAAACGCAAGCUACGUGACUGUCUUGCGCUUGGACUUGCGCGUGGAUGGGAUGACCCGCGGUUCCCGACUUUCCGCGGGAUGCGUAGACGUGGGAUGACUACUGAGGCGCUUCGACAAUUCAUGCUUUCGCAAGGACCUUCGCAGAACCAAGUUCUCCUUGAGUGGGAUUCGAUUUGGACUAUUAAUAAGAAGAUCAUUGAUCCUAUUGCGCCGAGGUUCUGCGCGAUUGGAACAGAUAAGAUGGUUCAAGCUACCGUAAAGGGAGGGCCAGCGGACCCAGAGACGAAGGAAGUGCCGAGACAUAGGAAGAACGCUUCUGUUGGUUUGAAGACAACAGUAUAUUCAUCUACAAUUCUCGUCGAGCAGGAGGAUGCAAAGACGUUCGCAGACAACGAGGAGAUCACCCUUAUGGACUGGGGCAACGCGAUUGUGCGAAACAUUUCGCGAUCCGCGUCGGGGGAUGUUACGCACCUCGAUCUGGACCUACACCUCGCUGGAGACUUCAAAGCAACCGAGAAGAAGAUCACCUGGCUCGCUGUGCAAGCUCCAUCACUGCCGCUUGUACCCGUCACCCUACUCGACUACGACUACAUGGUAACGAAACGCAAACUCGAGAAAGAUGAUACUGUAGAGUCGGUUGCAACGCCACAGACGGAGUUCAAAGUCGAGGCGCUCGCGGAUGCGAAUGUCCUUACGCUGAAAGAACGUGAUACCAUUCAAUUCGAGCGGAAAGGUUACUUCAUCCUCGAUAAGAUUGUUGACGAUGCAAAUUCGAAGGGGAAGCGACUUGAGUUUAUUCGGAUUCCUGAUGGUCGUGCUGCUGGGAUUGCGCUCAAGGCACCUACGGAUACGAAGUCUUCAUCGAAGGCGAACGAAACAGUCGACUCAAACAUCAAAAUGUAUAAAGUUGAUCCGAUUAAUAAGGUCGAUAACAUUGAAGUGUCGACUUCGAUGUACAAAAUGCGGAGCGUGUAUGAGGAUUGA
Molecule: messenger RNA, 2274 nt
Organism: Fomitiporia mediterranea MF3/22
Lineage: Eukaryota; Fungi; Basidiomycota; Agaricomycetes; Hymenochaetales; Hymenochaetaceae
Product: glutamate-tRNA ligase
Exons: 8
Coding region: 1-2274 (757 amino acids)
Biological process (GO): translation; glutamyl-tRNA aminoacylation
Cellular component (GO): cytosol; cytoplasm; methionyl glutamyl tRNA synthetase complex
Molecular function (GO): glutamate-tRNA ligase activity; ATP binding
Source: RefSeq, a predicted model, not a curated record